Messenger RNA from Paracoccidioides lutzii Pb01, 309 nucleotides. RefSeq lists its product as hypothetical. Bases 1 to 309 code for a protein of 102 amino acids. The transcript is spliced from 2 exons. The record is from RefSeq and is a predicted model, not a curated record.
AUGGUAGAUCCACAAGUUCCUAACCUCGACAAGUCGGUUUCGCUUCAUCUUCAUAGGAGACUCGAGAGAGAGUUUCAAUGCCCAGUCGACCAGAGCGAUUCCCGGCAAUAUGGACAUCCAGGGCGCCAGCUCGCGGGUCAGGGAUCUCGUUUCGCUCUCUUUGGUUUGGCCAGGCAGCUUCCUGCCGACUUCGUGCUUGCUUUUGCUCGUUCGAAUGAUCCACCAUAUCCUGGGUUAGAGUUAAAUGAGGCGCUUGGCACUAUUUUGUGGCUUUUCGGAUUAUCGGGUAUUUUGAUUACGGAGAACUAG